Molecule: messenger RNA, 1170 nt
Organism: Coturnix japonica (Japanese quail)
Lineage: Eukaryota; Metazoa; Chordata; Aves; Galliformes; Phasianidae
Source: RefSeq, a predicted model, not a curated record
GGUGAAGAGGAGUGGCAGGGAAAGCUCUCCCACUUCCAUGGAUUCCCAGAAGACCCCCGGACAGAGCGGCGUCUCUGAGCGCUGUGCUCUCAGCUCUGCUGGGAGGAUGGAACACGGACCCCCAAUCCAACCCCAAGAAGCUGGGUCAGAGAGGCCAAGGGCACCUCACACCCCCAUGGCCCAGCAGGGGUCUGGCAAGGUGUGUGAGGUGCAGCCCCUGCAGGUUCCUUCAUGCUCAGCUGAGGGUCCCUCUGCCUCAGACUUGUCACCACAGCAGGAGGAUCCCCUGAGCUGCAUCCGUGCCUGCUGUGCACACAGACCGCAGACACAGGCACAGAAGCUGAGAUUUCUGGCCUCCAUCUGUGCUGUCUGCAAAGCCUCCCUCGAGGACUGCGGUGCACAUUACCGGCUGUGUGUCUGCCCGCUAGAGGUGGCGCAGUGCAUUGAGGCGCUGCUGCAGGAGGAGCCCGCCGAGCACCUGGACACGGAGCUCCGGCAGCAGGCCAUGAGCACCAUCGCCGCCAUGAGUGGAGCAUGGCUGCUUCCAGAGGAGAAGAACGGUCUCCUGCGUGCCUGCCUCGGCAGCGUCCUCCACCUCCCUCGCUACGAGGACGACGCGGACCUGGAUGCGGCACUCUACGUGGAGACCAUGGAAGCCCUGCACCACCUGCUGCAGGUGCUGGUGAGCAGCGCUGGCCGCUUUGUCCUCGUGGAGCUGCAGAACAUCAUGGAGCUCCUGCUGCCCUUCACCACGUGCCAGCUGGCGGCCGUGGAGGAGAGGGCUGUGGUGUGCAUUGCCAGGCUGCUCGCCUUCAGCAACACCUGCGUCUUGCCUGAGCUGUGCACCUGCUUCGUUGGAACCGCGGUGUUCCAGCACAAGUGCCAGGAGAACCAACGCUUCCCCGUGCUGGGAAAGCUGGUCGGACACCUCAUCCUGUCCUGCACUUCCACGGAUGACAGGACCAGAGAUGAGGCGAUUAAUGCUGUUCAUCAGCUUUUCAUCUUCAUCGCUGCCCCAAGUGAGAGGAGUUGUGUUGGGCUAGGUCCCUCCAGAUGCCCAGACCCCUCACUGACACCGUGUGUGCUCCUGUCCAGGAAUGUGGCUGUGGCAGAAGGAUCCCAAGAAGCCACAACUUUGGGAGCGCUGGCAAGUGCUGUUCUAUGAACAGA